GAGCUGUCUCCACAGUGCCUCUGACUCUCUAUCUAGUCUUUCCAGUUAUCUGGCCAGUGAGGUGGCUCGCAGUGCUCGGCGUGGUGGACGGAGGGAGCGUGGAAGCGUGAGCUGUCAGAAGGACUUGUGGACAGGGUCUGCUCCUCAGCACCAUGAACAAGAUGAAGAACUUUAAGAGACGUUUCUCUCUAUCUGUUCCUCGCACCGAGACCAUUGAGGAGAAUGAAUUCACUGAGCAGAUCAACCAGCUCAACAUUCAGCACACUCAGGGUUUGACUCCAGACAGACUGGGUCCUCCCUCUCAUGAUGCCAGUCCCAUGAGCCCUGAACCCACCACACCAGGAGCUCAGUCUCCCUCCGAACUCCACUACAACAGCAAGGCCCAGCACAGACGUUUCUCCAUGGAGGAUGUCAGUAAGCGCAUGUCCCUGCCCAUGGACAUCCGCCUGCCUCCAGAGUUUCUGCAGAAACUGCAGCUGGAGAGUGAAAACUCACCGCUCUGCAAACCUCUCAGUCGCACGUCUCGACGCGCUUCACUGUCUGAUAUAGGCUUUGGGAAACUAGAGACAUACGUGAAGCUCGGCAAAUUGGGUGAGGGGACGUACGCCACAGUGUUCAAAGGGCGAAGCAAAUUAACAGAGAACUUGGUGGCGUUGAAGGAGAUUCGACUGGAGCACGAGGAGGGAGCACCAUGCACGGCUAUCAGAGAGGUGUCUCUACUGAAGAACCUGAAGCACGCCAACAUCGUCACGCUGCAUGACAUCAUCCACACGGACCGCUGCCUCACGCUGGUGUUUGAGUAUCUUGACAGUGACCUUAAGCAGUACUUGGACAACUGCGGGAAUCUCAUGAGCAUGAACAACGUCAAGAUCUUCAUGUUCCAGCUGAUGCGUGGUCUGUCCUACUGCCACAAGAGGAAAAUCCUCCACAGAGACCUGAAGCCUCAGAACCUGCUCAUCAACGAAAAGGGCGAGCUCAAACUGGCUGACUUCGGUCUAGCCAGGGCCAAGUCCGUCCCCACUAAGACCUACUCCAAUGAGGUGGUCACUCUGUGGUACAGGCCCCCUGACGUGCUCCUGGGCUCGACAGAAUACUCCACACCCAUCGACAUGUGGGGAGUGGGCUGUAUCAUGUAUGAGAUGGCGACAGGUCGGCCCAUGUUUCCUGGUGCCACUGUGAAGGAGGAGCUACAUCUCGUUUUUAGACUCAUAGGCACUCCAACAGAAGACACUUGGCCUGGUAUCAGCAGUAAUGAUGAGUUUCGGUCCUACCUCUUUCCUCAGUACAGACCUCAAGCUCUCAUCAACCACGUACCCAGGCUGGACACGGAGGGGAUUGACCUGCUGUCUGCUCUGCUGCUGUACAACACCAGGAGCAGAAUGUCCUCUGAAGCUGCUCUGCGACACCCCUACUUCCUGACUCUGGGGGAUAACAUACACAAUUUGGCAGACACUGGCUCAGUGUUUUCCCUCAGAGAGGUGCAGCUCCAGAAGGACCCAGGCCACCGCAGCUCUGUGUUUCAGCCUUUAACUCGAGGAAAGAACCGAAGACAAAGCAUCUUCUAGAGGACACACAGAGGAGGACGAGAGACGCACAUUAAAGAGGAGCAGCCUUUACAGACCACAGCACUAAGGCCAACACAGCUCCUCACAUUCACAAGCAUGCCUCAGUUACACACACGCACAUGCACGUACACACAAACUCAUAUGUGCACUCACUCAUUUCCAUGGCAGCUGACUGUGGAGACACACAGGGUCUCUGCAAAUAACUAACUUGUACUGCACUUGAAAUGACUGAGCUGAGACACACACACAUUUGCAUACAUUUGCACAAUCAGCUACAAACAUGCCAUUUCUCAGUGGCAGUAGAGACAGCAGAGAUUUAAGUAUCUUGCUGACACACACACAUUUCAAGGAAAAAACUGUCCACUAAAUAUAACUUCUUCACAUAGGACUAACAUGUAUCAUUUCUGUUCAGCACACACCCGGUGUUCUGGCCAUCCACGGUAGCGACCACAUCUGGAACAAGUAUUGCCUGAACACCACUGGGACAAACAAACAGGAGGGUUGUGAUGCGAAUGGAAGUUGCUUCAGUUUUGUGUAAAAUCUACUGAGGUCACUUUCUUUUCAAAUAGUUUUGUCCUAAUUAUGUUUAGGCUUAUCUCUACACCAAAAAACACAAAGAUGUAGCUCAAAGGUACACUCUCUGAUUUUUGAUUUAGCAUCCAAUGUUUAGCAUACAUUUGAUAUUUGUGCGCCCCCAAAUUAAUGUAUCUAAAUUAACUUUUAUGUUUUAUUCAUUAACUUUACAGAUUUGCUUUAUGUACAUUUUAUUGUUUUUUUUGUCUAAAAAAGGGUUUCAAAGCCUUUUCUGUAAGAGCAAGAGUAAUUCUGUUAGGGACAUUAUUAUUAUUAUUAUUAUUAUUAUUAUUUUUGGCCCGAACUUUGUCAAAUGGAAAAUGCUUUAAUUAGUUAGCUUAUACAGAAUUAGCUUAAAACAUGCUGUCACUUAUAGAAAAUGGUCCCUGUAGCUAUAGCCCUGGGUGCUAUUAGACACUUGCUAAAUAACAAACUCAGAGUGUGUACUUUUAAAAAGGAUUCACACAUUAACAGGCAAUUUAAGCAAAACGUUCCAACCUCAAAAAGAAACCACAGGAGAGAUUCAACCUUGUAUAGCUAAUCCAAAAUGUGUGGGGAAAGUAACGAUGGUUAGCUACCUGAAUAUGUAAGCUAGCUCAUAAUCUGACGUCAUUUAAACUAAAUCCGAUUUAUCUGUGAUGAAUUAAAUAUGUCCGGUUCAGAAGAUCCCCCAGUAUGGCAGCUCAUGUGGCUCAGGUGUCAUGUGACCUGACAGCCUUGAAAUACACAAAUAAUCUGGACAUUGAAAUCGUAGCAUCACACUGUUCAUCUGACUCCAUUAUGAAUAUAAAGCAGAUUUGCCUUGCUACAGCGACUCCAUGUUUCAGCGCAUCGUGGGGUUUUGUUCCAUGCAGUGUUAACAGCUGACUUUCACUUCAGUUCUUGAAGUUGCCUUAGUAAACUGUGCAUGAUAUCUUGGCUUGUGAAGAAUCUCUAUUUGAUCUAGUGCAUCCAGUGUGUUAGGAGGCAUUUGCUCUGUGUCUGUAAAUAACUCAUUGCGAGUGUAUGUAUUUCUUAGUCUCCUAUUUGCACAAACCAGAAGUGUCCUCUGAAGCCUGCUCCCUUUCCUUAGUGUCUUUCUUACCCACUGUGGUUUGAAAAUAUGACCCCAUAUUGUACGAAACCCCAUUAAGCCCAGAGGUUAAAUCCUAUGCCCUUGAUAAUGAAGUGAUCUUCAGUAAGAAAAGUGAUGGGGGCAUGUUGCUGAGCUACACUUAAUCUUUCCUAACUCUGUUUCCAUCUCCUGACUCCGCGUCCAGCGCUGCUGAGUUCCUGCAGACAAGGGGAUGCUGAGGGGAGGGGUUCCAGUGCCAAUGAGACGGUUAGGGUUGGGGCCACAUUAAUGACCUGUGGGGUGUGAUCAAGGUUGUCUGUUAAAUUAACUGUGCAAUAUGAAAGAGAUGUAGACAGUUUGUGUGGAGCGCAACAGUGGCUUCCUAUCACCAUUAUACUUCCAGUCACUAAGUUGUUCUGUGCUUUGAUAUCGGCAGACCUAUUGAUAAGAAGUUGCGUAUAAAAACGUCACCAUAAUUUAUUUACUUAUUUCUCGAUUUUAAAUUACGUGGACCAAAUAUUUUUUUUAUAAUUUGGUUUAGUAAGAUAAAUGGUGACAGACUGUUUCCUUUGUAAAUAAUGAUGAUUCCAUCCUCAGUAUGUAUGAGACAUGCUGCUUAGAGGCUCCAGAGAUGUUAAGUGAGGAACAACAGGACUUGAUGUAGAUUUUAGAAGACAUGUUGCCUUUCAUCUUCCUUAAUUGUGACUGGUUUGUGGGCAGUAUGUCUGAAACAAACUCAUUCAUUACUGUUGUGUCAUAUAACAUCAUCUGAAAAGUGUUUACAGCUUUCUUUAGAGCCACAUUUGUGGUGGGUAAUAAGUCUGCUGUCACAGAGAUGGGCUAAAUGAGGUAAUUACAUGGAGAUAAUGGAGGAAAGGCUCUCCUCAAAGGUCAUGGUGCUGCACUUGAAAAAAAAGAAAAGAAGUUGUGUGAAGAAUGAGAAAACAGAGCUUGAGAGAGGGAACCGUUUUUUUCAGAUUAUCAGUUUAAGAAAAUAACCAAAAUUAUUUGAGACGGCGUAAAAUAAUCCUAUGAGAACUAAGAAUGAAGCAUACUGAACCCGUCCGAAAUAUUAAACCACUGUUGGAUUUUACGCACAUUGAAAACUGUUGAGGUGAUUGUGGAGGGCCAACUCUUGACCAGACAUUGCAGAUGGUUUAGAAAAGGAGUGGACUAACUAGAGCAAGAGAGGGCAGAUGGAUGGUUCAAGACUCCUUCCAAGGCAGUUGAAGAUCCAUUCAUACCUUUAUUUAUGAGACUGUAAACACACUUACAAGACUGCCCUUUGACAUGAAGUGUCUAAAAGGGCCGGGUUAUUAGGAACAAAUAUUAUAUUUAUAAAUAUGUUUUUCUAUAACCUAUUAUCUGAUCACAUCAGAGGCCAAAAGGGUUCAAAGUUUUGGUGAAUGACCGCAGAACAAACAUGGGAUGAUAACAUGAACAGCAUUGAUAGAGGCAAGCUGUGAUGAAUGGUUGAAGUAUGGAGAUAACACACAUUUGCAGAUUGCUUCUACUUGACAGUCUCUCCUCCUAGGAGUGCUGUGGACAUAUGAGUGCAACUCUAUUAUCAGUCUCUCACAUCAAGAAAUAGUUGAGAGAAUUAAAACAAGAUAGCUGGAAAGAGAAGUUCCAACCCUGCUAACGUUCCCACCUUCACACUUGACCACUUACUAAAAUUAGUGUGUGUAAAUGUUGGACCAUGGGUUUUCGGGAAAAAUUGUGGAAAGGUGUGGGAGAGGAGGUUUCAGACACUGUUCAUUAAGACCUUCUGAUAAAGCAUCCUUGCAACUUUCACAUCCUGGUAACUUGGCCCAGAGAGUCCAUGUGCUCCCUUGAAAGUGCUUAUCAGCUCGUCCGACAAUAUUGGAAACCCCCUCACCCGCACCUUUCCAAAAACAGAAUUGGGCUGGUUACAUCCAACAGUUUCCUGAAACAAAAGACGAUCUGACAAGCAACUCACUCAACUUUUAUUUCUGUUGGAGCGGUCAACCGACUGCACUGUUGUGAAAGCCUUGAGCCUUUGAGUAGAGACUACAAAUGUUUGGCUGCUUCUAACCCUGGGCUCCACAAAUGUGCAUAUAUACAAAACUCUGCAAUUACAGGAUUUCAAACCUGACACAUGCCUCCAAAAAGCAUUUUGGUCUGCCGACUGAUGUAUUGCUAGUGAUGAUUUGUACUCCUGACCCUAUCACUUCUUCCAAAACAUAGCUGUACUAAAAGUAAGAGUUUCAACUAAGAACCACCACAUCCUGCUUCCCCUGCUUUAGUAUUCUAGAGAACCCUGCCUGUGUACUGCCUUGGAGACUUCCACAGUUCCCAAGAGUAGAAUGCAGGUAAUGCAAGUGUGUACACAUUAAUUGUUAAGGACAGUGUACACGCACAGAGGAGAUGCACAAACUACCCCAAGAGCUUGAUAACUAUUACAUGUCUCAAGGACAAUGGUACGAACGACCAUAUGAGGUUUGAUUUACUUGACUCUCAACCGUCCCUCUGAACUGAGGAAGCCUUUUAGAUUAGAGGCAAAACGUCUUUAAGAAAUGUGCAGCAGGUUGACAGCAGUCGGCUUUGAUUAGGCAUUCCAGGAUUAUGUGUUUAACAAAUUGUAAAGAGGUUACCAAGCAGGAGCAAAUUAAUGAUAUUUGAGAUUGUUCAGGCAAGCCAGCGAUAGAGAUGCUAAUAAUCAGGAGCCCCUUUUACACAUCCUUAUUAAGGCAGAAAUGUUCCACCUUUUAUCUGGAAGUGGAGGUUGUCACUGAAUGUAAUCUGUGUAAAGCAGAGAGCCAGCAUUCUGGGAACAUGUCCUCUGAUUACAGAACACAAGCAUGCUAUCUAAACCAGGGUGGCAGUAUGUCGGCUUUAUUUGGUUCAGUGUAAGCAAGCAUGUAGUGAGGGGUCUUUUUAACAGCAAUAUAGUGGGAUCUUUGUACCAAAGGGGCAAGGGAGUUGUUGGUUUGAGCCUCAACAGGAGGGUGUGUUCAGGGGCCUUAAACCAAGCGCUGAACCCCAAAAGCAAUCCAGCGGCAUGUGCAGGUCGGGGGGGUGUUAUUGUUAUGUUUGUUUGAGUGAGGAGACAAAUUCCAAUAAAAGUUAAAUGGUUGCUGAAAGUUUCCCUACCUCUAAACGUGAAUGACGCUGACGGAAGAAUAAUGUUGUGACCCUCCAACCCUCUGAUCACCUGUUAGUCAGCUCAAGUAAAGGUGAUGGCAACAAGAAGAGAGGAAUUCAGGCCAAAGCUCCAGGGACUUCAGAGGGACGCUCUGUGGAUGUUACACUUCCGAACCUCCCCUUCCUUCCCUCAGUGGCAGAAGUAUUACUUUGUGUUAUAGUUGUGGUAAACGAAGCUAUUUUAAAUACUGUAAUGACAAAGAAAUAAUAUAUAUGUAUUUUAACAGCUGUUUUCAUCUUUCUCAGUGAGUUUUAUGCUGUAAUAAAAAAAAACAAGAGAACCCUGUAUUUAAAAUGAAAUAAAAAAACAGAUUAUGUCUAAAUGUUUUAUAAAAGAAAAGUUUAGAUUUUGUAUGAGAUGUGAUAUUUUGUGUGAUUUGUCUACACUGUUCUAAAAUGAGAAAUUGAAUGUACUGUGACUGCCAACAGGCAUAAAAUUGAUUAAAUAAUUGAUUAAUUAAUCAAUAUAUAAGCUAUUAAAACUCUGGAACACUCA
Molecule: messenger RNA, 6853 nt
Organism: Hippoglossus stenolepis (Pacific halibut)
Lineage: Eukaryota; Metazoa; Chordata; Actinopteri; Pleuronectiformes; Pleuronectidae
Gene: cdk18
Product: cyclin dependent kinase 18
Exons: 16
Coding region: 153-1565 (470 amino acids)
Biological process (GO): protein phosphorylation
Cellular component (GO): nucleus; cytoplasm
Molecular function (GO): ATP binding; protein kinase activity
Source: RefSeq, a predicted model, not a curated record